CGAAGCCGGUUUCUCAGUCCAUCUGCUCGGUCAGCCCUGGAGUCCUUUGGUCCUUCAGGUCCUUCAACUUUUGGAAGAUGAACUUGAAACGUGCGGAGGUGUAAGAUCUCCGGCUCCUGAACUCGGGGUGGGGGUGGGGGCCUCACAUUUCCAAGCUGUGUGUGAGCCCACCUGGAGCCUGUGUCCAGCUUCGCUUUUCCUCGAGGCUGGAGCUGGGCAGGUCUCCAAAGGUGCAGCAGCCACAACAAUCCCGCAGUUCAAAGUUAAGCAGCAGUUGCACAACUUCAAGCAACUCUCCUUGCUGGCUACUAAUGAGCUGAGAGCCACGAACAUCCCAAGAGGCGAAAAGGAAGCUUCCAGUCCUACUCUAGUCCUCCUGGAAAUCCAGAUAUCCCCACUCUCACCCCCAAAUAACUUUGGGAUCGGAUCUGGGGCUGCUCUCUGGCUUGCCUGGAGGACCAUGGCUCCUUUUGGAAGAAACUUGCUGAAGACUCGGCAUAAAAACAGAUCUCCAACUAAGGACAUGGAUUCAGAAGAGAAGGAAAUUGUGGUUUGGGUUUGCCAAGAAGAGAAGAUUGUCUGUGGGUUAACUAAACGCACCACCUCUGCUGAUGUCAUCCAGGCUUUGCUUGAGGAACAUGAGACUACAUUUGGAGAGAAACGAUUCCUUCUGGGGAAGCCCAGCGAUUACUGCAUCAUAGAAAAGUGGAGAGGCUCUGAGCGGGCUCUUCCUCCACUCACUAGAAUCCUGAAGCUUUGGAAAGCCUGGGGAGAUGAGCAGCCCAAUAUGCAAUUUGUUUUGGUGAAAGCAGAUGCUUUUCUGCCAGUGCCUUUGUGGAGGACAGCAGAAGCCAAAUUAGUGCAAAAUACAGAAAAGCUGUGGGAACUCAGCCCAGCAAAUUAUAUGAAGACAUUACCACCAGAUAAACAAAAAAGAAUAGUCAGGAAGACUUUCAGGAAGCUGGCUAAAAUUAAGCAGGACACUGUUUCCCAGGAUCGAGAUAACAUGGAGACAUUAGUUCAUCUGAUUAUUUCCCAGGACCAUACUAUUCAUCAGCAAGUCAAGAGGAUGAAAGAGCUGGAUCUGGAAAUUGAAAAGUGUGAAGCUAAGUUCCACCUUGAUCGGGUAGAAAAUGAUGGAGAGAAUUAUGUCCAGGAUGCAUACUUAAUGCCCAGUUUCAGAGAAGUUGAGCAAAAACUUGACUUACAGUAUGAUGAAAUCCAGAUUCUGGAGGACCUGAGUGAAAGUGACGGAAUUGUACAUCUGGAAGAACGACUAACAUAUUACAGAAUGCUCAUUGACAAGCUCUCAGCUGAAAUAGAAAAAGAGGUAAAAAGCGUUUGCAGUGAGAUAAAUGAAGAUGCAGAAGGCGCAGCUGCAAAUGAACUUGAAAGCUCAAAUUUAGAAAGUGUUAAGUGUGAUUUAGAGAAAAGCAUGAAAGCUGGUUUAAAAAUCCACUCUCACUUGAGCGGCAUCCAGAAAGAGAUUAAAUACAGUGACUCAUUGCUUCAGAUGAAAGCAAAAGAAUAUGAACUCCUUGCCAAGGAGUUCAAUUCACUUCAUAUUAGCAACAAAGAUGGGUGCCAGGUAAAGGAAAACAGAGGCAAGGAAUCAGAGGUUCCCAACAGCUGUGGAGAAGUUCCUCCCUUUACUCAAAGAAUAUCGAACACAUAUACCAAUGACACAGACUCAGACACUGGUAUCAGCUCUAACCACAGUCAGGACUCAGAGACAACUGUAGGAGAAAUGAUGUUGCUGUCAACAUAAUUUGAAUGGUUGUUUAAUGCUGUCAAUAAUUAUUUAAUGGGAAAUUGUAUUUUAAAUAUUCCAUUCUGAAAAGAAUGUCAAGCAUGUUGAAGUUCUCAGUAGUUAAUAAAAGUCAGAGAAAUUUGUAAGUUUGUUUUUGA
Molecule: messenger RNA, 1908 nt
Organism: Talpa occidentalis (Iberian mole)
Lineage: Eukaryota; Metazoa; Chordata; Mammalia; Eulipotyphla; Talpidae
Gene: RASSF9
Product: Ras association domain family member 9
Exons: 3
Coding region: 461-1768 (435 amino acids)
Biological process (GO): signal transduction
Source: RefSeq, a predicted model, not a curated record